Molecule: messenger RNA, 849 nt
Organism: Symbiodinium sp. CCMP2592
Lineage: Eukaryota; Dinophyceae; Suessiales; Symbiodiniaceae
Source: the annotation of a GenBank genome assembly
AUGGCAGAGACAGCCGACGGCAGCUCGGCAACUGCAGCGAAGGUGAUGCAAGAUGAAGCUGCCGACAAAGCUGCAGCUCAUGACGAGCCAGCACGGAGCUCUUCCAAAGCCGAUGAGCCCGCGGAACUAAGAUCGAAGGAACUUGCGCCCGCUCCCGAUUCUGGAGGUGAUUUGGACGGUCAUCCUGCAGAAGUGCAGGGUGAUGAAGAUCAGGAGGCCCGGAAGCGAGUCCGACUGCUCCAAGAGCAGCAGCGGUUGCAGCAGAGGAUGCGGCAGCGAAUCUGCCAGGGCCCUGCCAGCGAGGAUGCGACGGCCCCGCCAUGUCCUCCACUCCUUCCCAUGCAGGCGCAGCAAAAUGCCGGGCAUGCUGCAUUCGACGGCUUGCCUGCAGCGAUUCCAGGCCUAUUCCGAGAAGCGCCGCGAAUGGAUCCACGCGACGUCCAGGUGUGGGCCGACUUCCGAUCGGCGUUCAAGAAGUACAUGCUCCAAUUGUCAGAGGAAGCGCUGCAGCAGAGCUUACCUCAGGUGGAUUUGCGCCGGAUGCGGUUCUCUGCCAAUGCCCUGGGCGGGCUGGUCAGUGGCCAGGUUUGCAUGAACUACUUGAACAACUCCUGCCGGCGUGGGCUGCGCUGCAUUGAUCGCCACCCUCCUCGAAGUCAGUGGGCGAGGUGUCGAUCUGAGCUGAAGCGCAAGCCGUGCCCCAUGGGCGACCAAUGCUUUCUGCCUUCGUGCCUCUACUUCCAUCUUACAGAGGGACAGGACAGUGCUGCACACCAGGCGGAGAUGGAGGGAAUCGCCUCGGCAGACCAAAGGAGACCCGGCAGCGCAGCGCAGCACGCUGACCCGUGA